This is a messenger RNA of Rubroshorea leprosula, 441 nucleotides long. The record is from the annotation of a GenBank genome assembly. Lineage: Eukaryota; Viridiplantae; Streptophyta; Magnoliopsida; Malvales; Dipterocarpaceae.
GAGGAGGUCCAGUCACGCGAGCUAGGGCUAAGAAGAUGCGUGAAGCUUUAAAUGGCCUUAUUGAGCAGAUCUGGGUUGAAAACAACAUACAACAAGCAAAUCGAAGCUUGGAUGAUUAUCAAGGCAUGGUAAACAUCAUUCAGGUUCAAGAGAAGCUUAGUUAAGGGCUUGUAACCCUAAUGGGGGGAGAAUUAUUGAAUCUGAGAUUUUGAGAGACUUUUCUCUUUGGUUCGUUUCAGAACUUUACAGAACUUAUCAAGAUAAUUCUUGUGGUGUUCUAGCCUGACUUAUCAUUCUCGUUCUUUCGAGGGUGUGGCGUCAACCAACUUUAUACCUCUGGUUCUUGUUGCGUCAUAGACAACGGGUCAAGGUUCUUACCUUUGGUUCUUGUUACAACAUAAACAACGGAUCAAGGUCUUAUUAUAAACCUGAUUUAGCUUU